Rhopalosiphum maidis (corn leaf aphid) is the source of this 2027-nucleotide messenger RNA. RefSeq names its product superoxide dismutase [Cu-Zn]-like. Bases 136 to 789 code for a protein of 217 amino acids. Gene Ontology annotation, biological process: removal of superoxide radicals. Gene Ontology annotation, molecular function: copper ion binding; superoxide dismutase activity. The transcript is spliced from 5 exons. NCBI's taxonomy places the organism in Eukaryota, Metazoa, Arthropoda, Insecta, Hemiptera, Aphididae. The record is from RefSeq and is a predicted model, not a curated record.
CGACAACACAUGGCCAGUAGACAGUAGUAUUCGUUUUGACGCGGUCGUAAGUACAUUCGUGCACUCCGUCCAUUCUUUAAAAAUACUCGUACUUCUUCGUAUCCGGAGUUCCAGAAUUUUGAAAUAAAAGAGACAAUGGCACCCAAAAUCAUGUUGCUGAUCACCUUGUCGGUUGCGUCCGCAGUGCUAGUCUCCGCCGCUUCUCCGCCGUUCCAAGAACGCAAAGCCAUAGUUGUUCUCAAGGGACCCGGCCAGGUGAGCGGUAACGUGACAUUUAUCCAGUCUAAUCGCGGUGGCCCGGUCGCGAUAAGCGGAGUGGUGUCCGGUCUUACCGAAGGACCGCACGGUUUCCACGUUCACGAAAAGGGAGACGUGACCAACGGAUGCAUAUCCACUGGAUCGCACUUCAACCCACAAGGGAACAAACACGGCGGCCCCAACGACGAAACCAGACACGCCGGUGACUUGGGCAACAUCCAAGCCGACAACACUGGGGUGGCACAAUUCUCUUUCUCGGACCCGCUCAUCUCGCUGGUCGGUGCCCACAACAUCCUUGGUCGCGCUGUAGUCGUGCACGCUGACACCGACGACAUGGGCCGCGGAGGAUUCACCGACAGCCUGACCACCGGACACGCCGGUUCCAGGGUGGCAUGCGGAGUCAUCGGAAUCCUUGAUCCAGUUACGCCGUGGGACAAAUCGGCGGGUCACCGAAGUCAGAGCACAUCACACAUCAUGUUACUGACUGCCGUGGCAGCGAUAGCAUCCAAGUUAGCCGCCAACUCGUUCUAAUUUUCUAAACGUCUCCGUCAUCGAUAUGCCCUGUCCACCUGCAUCUCUACCGGCACGCCACCGCCGUCACAAAAACCUUCUGUUAUGAUUUUUUUUUUUAACCAUUAUUAUCAUUAAGAUUUAAGACCUCACUGAUCCCCUCAUCACCAAAACAAAUUCUAGUUUCGUCUAAGGAAUUACUUGGGCAAUGCAUCACACUUGUCGAACUUUAUCCACAUACCUACGUUAAUACAAUACACAAACGACCAACAUAAGUACAUAGGUCCUUGGUAGUUGGUAGAUAUUAUGUAAUGCGAUAUUUUAAUGGUAUAAUAUCACGUUGCAAUAUUUAUAACAAAGGUGACUUUAAUAUUAUAUAACAUUUUUUUUUUUUUUUUGAAAAUCGUUAAAAGACACUUUAGAAGUUUAGAAUAUACAUAGAAAUUGAUGUAGCACGUGCGGUAACGUCUAUUAUAUUAUUAUUAUUAUUAUUAUUUAUAUUAGUUAUUAUUAUUUUUUUAAUUAACAUUACUUUAUUAUUAUAAUAACCUAUUACUUUUAGCGCUGAACAAAAAUUAUUAUAAAAUAUUGAACUGUACAUAUAUAUUAUAUAUAUUAAUAUACAUUUAAAUCGUGUUCUCGCUUAUUUUAUUAGUCGACAUAGAUUUUUUUUUUGUACUUACAAAUAAUUUAUUAACUAAACGUUUGUCACCGCGCAUAUAAUCGUAAUAAAACGAUAUUUGGGAACUAACUAUUUAAUAAUAUUAUACAUAUAAAUAAUUAAUAUUACAGAUAUUUUAAGAUUUGUAUGCAAGAAACUAUUGUACUUAAAACAUAAUAAUAUAUUAUAUACGCCUAUUCGUUAAGCCCGUGUACUCGUUAUUGUUUUAUAUACCGAAAAAAAUACAUCUAAUACGCGAAGAUCCUUGUCGGGCAUAAUACCACUCAUUACGAGCUCAAUAUUACCAAAAUUGUUUUUUCCUUUCUAUAUUAUAUUAUAUUAUGUUUAUAUGUCUUUAUAAAUUAUAUUAUGUAUAAGAAUUAUUUUAUUAUUAUCAUCGCGACAGUUAUGUUAUUCACGUAGGUUCGUAGGUAAGACACUAUAUAUUAUAAUAUUAUAUAUCUUCCAUAAUAUAUAGAUACCUAUAUAUGUAUGAGCUAUUUAGAUAUACGGUAUUUUCAUAUUUAUAUAAAUGUAGGUACACUCUAACCAUUUAAGACAUUUUAGUCAAGUAUAAAAAUAAAAUAUUAAAAUAAUA